Corticium candelabrum is the source of this 3007-nucleotide messenger RNA. RefSeq names its product Golgi-associated plant pathogenesis-related protein 1-like. Gene Ontology annotation, cellular component: extracellular region. Bases 15 to 473 code for a protein of 152 amino acids. The record is from RefSeq and is a predicted model, not a curated record. The transcript is spliced from 2 exons. NCBI's taxonomy places the organism in Eukaryota, Metazoa, Porifera, Homoscleromorpha, Homosclerophorida, Plakinidae.
CUCAGUACGCAGUAAUGGGAAGUUGCACCAGCAGAUUGGGCAAUUUCGAACGCGAUGCGCUGAAUGCUCACAACGAAUACCGACGAAAACACGGAGCUCCGUUUCUGUCUUGGUCGAAGAGGGCACAGAGAAGUGCCCAACAAUGGGCCGACCACCUGGCAAGUGAGAAAAGACUGGAACACGGGAAUCAUAGUGGAAUGGGACAGAAUCUCAGCUACAUGUAUGGUCAAGAAAUGACUGGAACGGCUGUCACUGACAUGUGGUACGACGAAGUUCAAAACUAUGACUUCAGUAAAGGUCAAUUUUCGCCCAACUCAGGUCAUUUUACUCAAGUCGUUUGGUGUAAUACGACAGAAAUGGGAAUUGCCAAAGCUACUGCGUCUGAUGGCAGCAAUUACGCUGUGGCUAACUACGUUCCUCCAGGCAAUGUAGUGGGACAGUUUACUAGGAAUGUGCUUCCAGCUGCUAACUAGGACACGCCACUACUAUGUUGCAGAGACAGUGAGCGUGUUCACACUGCUAUAUAUAGCGUAGUUAUCCAACCAUGCAGGGCGGGGUGAUGGGGUCUAGUAGUGUGAACACUAGCCAUAGCUAACGCGUAGUUACCGAGGCCCGGAUUUCCGGGUGGAGGGUAUAGUAGUCGUUCAAUGACCGUACGACCCAACGACCCAUCGACCGUAUAUAUAGUUGGUUAGCGGAGAUGGAAAUGAAGCUAUUCCGACCAAUAGACGAGAAGUGGUGUCAUUACUGACCAAUAGAGGAACGUGAUGACAUCAUGAAGCUCCACCUUGCUUUGUUUGGUAGCUGCUAACGAGAAUUCGGCUAUCGGGCGUCCGUCCUGUACAUGGUGUGUAGUCCUUUGCUGUAGGGGUUUAGCACAUACAUUUGUACGUGUAUGUUUCCCCAACAACAACCAGGGCGAUGUGUGUAGCUGUACCUGACUUGUAACAUUUUGCUUGUUCCACAGUGUUUCUGCAUAGUGGUUCUGCAGUCUGCCAGCUUGAAUUUUGGGUGUGCGUGGCUGAGCGGCCGUGGUGUUGUUGCAACGAUCACUAGUGUCGUCUUCAACAGAAAUUUGGCGUUUGACGGGAAUUUGCGAAGGAGAACGUGCAUUGUCCAUGACAGCGUCUGUUUGUGGGACAAAGCGGCUCGGCCGACCUGUAAGUACGCUAGUGCGUCUCUAUUCAUUUCUGUUUUACGGUAUCCAAAGUCAGAGCGAACAGACGCCUAGCUAAUCUACAUGUGCACGUGCAUGUUUUCCCGCAUUGAUGUAUUGUUUUGGCUCUGGGGUCACCUCAUUACAACAGUAGGCGACGUCUAGCUAGAGAAGCCGCACAAACAACAAGAUGCCUAGAGAAGCUGCACAAAGAACGAGACUUUUACAUUCUUGUGAGCUGGAAAAUCGAUGGUGAGCUGCUUGUUUGGUCUCCAUUUGUAACCUCGGUUUCCCACCACCGAACAAUGAUCACGCCCGUUACUUCAUCACGUAAGGCGAAGAUUGCCAGCCGGCCUAGCGUCGAGACUCUCCGACUUGUAACAUUUGGCUUGUUCCAUCAUUUGGAAACAACUAUAUUUGUAACAUGCAUUUAGAAACAACGCCCAGCUGCAUUUUAAUCUAGCCCUUUGUAACGUUCCCACAUCUAAUUUUGUUCUGGCUCUGGUACCUAUGCCACGCCUAAAUCCAGCCAUAGCUAGGACCUCAAAAGCUGCACAAACAAUCACCUGCACAAAGAACCGACGAGCGAAGGUUGUAAAAAAUAGAAGCGAGGUUCUACGGGACGUUGGCUGACGGACUGCGUAGCUACCCGUUGUAAACGGUAGCAGCCAGUCACGUGACUUACCUCAAGGUCGACCUUUGCCAUUUCAAUAAUGCUUCUUAUUUAUUACCCACAUCAUACUAUUCUGUUAUACGAUUUUGUCAUAGCGCUACUAAUUUAGGGGUCGUCCAUAUUUAUCAGCAUUUUCACGAGCGUACAAAACGUACGCUGGGGGGGAAGGGGGUAAAACCAGGCGUACGCUUUGGAAAAAUGCUGUUCUAACGCAUGCGUAGGACGUUCUCACUGAGGUAGUUCAAUGGUAUUGCACACAGGUUCGCGUGGUCAAACCAACCAUUACGCUAGGUAGCAGUUCGCUGCAUCCGGGUUAAUGAGCAAUAUCCGGGUUUCUCUUCUCGUCUCGUGUCUUGAUGGAUAACGUAGAGAAGCUGUCAGAGUUGUCAAACUGUGCGGACUCUGUACAUACGCACCCUGUGAGUGCCUAUCAGCAUUUUGUCAACGCUUUUGUAUAUAUCAAUAACAGUUACGGCACGCAAGAUGCUGUGAGGAAGGCGCAGGAGGUUUGGAAGGUUGGGAGUGAUGAGAAGAAGGAUUACAUUUUGAAAGAAGAUUUUCGGAAGAUAGAGAUGACGACGAAGAGAAAAAUUAUAAAACCCUAACCUAUAUCUGUGCAUUAUUGUUAAUAAUAAAUACGAAAAACUUUCUGUGUAUCAAGUAUGGGCCUAUUGAAGCAUGUAUUAUUAUUAAUAUUAAAUCAGCAUUUUUCGCGUACGCUUUCAGGGAGGGAAGAGGGGACAGAGAAAAAGCGUACGUUUUGUACGCUCGUGGUAAUGCCGAUAAAUAUGGACAACCCCUUACCUUCAAGGUGCAUAUUGGCCGAGGGUUUGCACUUCAAGUGCUUCAUUAUAGCGUAGUUAUCCAACUAAGCUUGCGACCUUGGCUAGAGCGUAGUUACAGUAGAUGAUGUCUAGUCGUAGCUGCCGUAAAGUGUGCUGUCUGUUUGUGCGCAUUUCACUCCGGAUGCUAGUAGUAAAUAGAGACUAGCAAUGAAUAGAGAAGCACUACUAGUAGAGUGCUAAAUCCUCGGCUGGUGUAGUCAUAUCUCGUCACGUGAUAGUGUUUAGCGCAAACUCACUGGUCUAAGGUUUCCAAUGCAGGCGUGUAUUAAGCUCAGGAAACAGAGUGGAAGUUUUGGGCAAUUAUCUACAUGACGAAUAAGGGGUGUUAACGAA